Juglans regia (Persian walnut) is the source of this 885-nucleotide messenger RNA. Its product is annotated as NADPH-dependent aldo-keto reductase, chloroplastic-like. Bases 1 to 867 code for a protein of 288 amino acids. Gene Ontology annotation, cellular component: cytosol. The record is from RefSeq and is a predicted model, not a curated record. The transcript is spliced from 6 exons. NCBI's taxonomy places the organism in Eukaryota, Viridiplantae, Streptophyta, Magnoliopsida, Fagales, Juglandaceae. Gene Ontology annotation, molecular function: aldose reductase (NADPH) activity.
AUGGAGUUCGUGUCCCUCCUACUAUUUCUACUGUCAAAGUCAUUUAAUGCGACGUGGCUCUAUGACGGCACUAUAAAUGUGGCGUGUAUCUCGAUUGGGUCUGCUUUAAAGAAGCUGUUUAAUGAGGGAGUAGUGGAGCGUGAGGACUUAUGGAUCACCUCCAAACUCUGGUGUACUGAUCACGCGCCAGAUGAUGUGCCAAAGGCAUUAGAUAAAACUUUGAUGGACUUGCAACUUGACUAUCUGGAUCUGUAUCUCAUCCACUGGCCCGUUAGAAUGAGAAAGGAUUCGGUUGGCUAUAAGCCUGAAAAUGUUAUCCAACCCGACAUACCAAGUACAUGGAGAGCAAUGGAGGUGCUUUAUGAUUCUGGCAAGGCUCGAGCUAUUGGAGUGAGCAAUUUUUCUUCAAAGAAGCUUGGGGAUCUGUUGGAGGUAGCACGAGUGCCUCCAGCUGUUAACCAAGUUGAGUGUCACCCCUCAUGGCAGCAGCCAGGAUUACAUGCAUUUUGUAAAUCAAAAGGAGUUCACUUAUCUGGGUAUACUCCUUUGGGUGCCCCUGGUAGGUGGUCUAAGAACGAGGUGCUUCAGAAUCCAAUUCUCCUUAUGAUCGCAGAGAAGUUGGGGAAGACUCCUGCACACGUGGCUCUUCGUUGGGGGCUGCAGAUGGGUCACAGCAUACUGCCUAAGAGCACAAACGAGGAAAGGAUCAAAGAAAAUCUUGAAGUUUUUGAUUGGUCUAUAUCCAAAGAUUUGUUUGCCAAGUUCUCGGAAAUUGAGCAGGAGAGGCUUUGUAAGGGUACUGCAUAUGUCCAUGAGACCUUUGGUGCCUACAAGACCAUUGAAGAACUUUGGGAUGACGAGCUGUGAGCAGACAUUUGGUUUCUG